Messenger RNA from Pimephales promelas (fathead minnow), 2156 nucleotides. It is a transcript of the gene tgfbr2l, whose product is annotated as transforming growth factor beta receptor-like. Lineage: Eukaryota; Metazoa; Chordata; Actinopteri; Cypriniformes; Leuciscidae. Gene Ontology annotation, molecular function: transforming growth factor beta receptor activity, type II; ATP binding; metal ion binding. Gene Ontology annotation, cellular component: signaling receptor complex; plasma membrane. The record is from RefSeq and is a predicted model, not a curated record. Gene Ontology annotation, biological process: cellular response to growth factor stimulus; protein phosphorylation; cell surface receptor protein serine/threonine kinase signaling pathway.
CACACACAGUCCUGAAUCUCUUACAGAUGAGCUUAUCUGUGUCUUUGACACGAGCAGAUAAAGAAAAUAACGGAAUCGCUUCAGCAGUUUGGGAUCUUCGGAUCGUGAGAUAUUAUGGGUCGCGGAGGCUGCAGUUUGUGGGCUCACACAUCUGUUCUUCUGUGUUUCUGUCUGUUGCAGACGCAGAGUUUCACCCUCAUAAAGACCAACCUGUGUAAGUGGUGUGACAACUCGAGUCCGGUAUGUGAAGACAACGUCUGCAUGAGCAACUGCAGCCUGACCUCUUACUGUACCCUGGCUGAAGAAGUGUGUGUGGCGAUAUGGAAGAAGGACAAUGUGAGCAUGAGCGUGCGGACGCUGUGUUAUAACCCGAAGGAUAUCCUGGAGAACAUAAUGCUGGCCAACUACUCCUCCAAAGAGUGUUUGAUGACACCUCAGCCCUCUGAAGAUGGCCUGCUCUUCAUCUGCGGCUGUAUCGGAGAUCAUGAGUGCAACGACAGACUCAUCUUUGACAAAGGAGCCAAUGGAUUCUCAAAGCUGAAGUCUAAAGACGUCAUUCCAGUAGUAGUCAUAAGCUUGGUUCCACCCCUUCUGGUAGCCGUCAUUGCCACCAUGGCUUUUUACUUGUACCGCACACGCCAGCCUGGUAAAAAACCCAAAGACUGGGGACCACGCCGCACACACUACCAGUCUCUGGACCCAGCCGAGGGCCAAGUAAACGGCAGCGAUUACCGUGGCAAGCUGUCCUCCCUCAGCGAUGACGUCAAUUCAGAAAUAUCAUCGACUUGUGCCAAUAACCUAAACCACAACACAGAGCAGCUGCCCAUCCAGCUGGAGGCGCUGGUGGGUAAGGGGCGCUUCGCAGAGGUGUGGCGGGCACGGCUCAGUCAUAGUGAGGGUGGGCAGUACGAAACGGUGGCUGUGAAGAUCUUCCCGGCGGUGGAGUAUGCCUCGUGGUGUAACGAAAGAGCCAUAUUCUCGGACGCCAACUUAAAACAUGAGAAUGUGGUGCAGUUCCUGACCGCUGAGGAGCGGGGUGGUAGUGCUGCUGCCUCCCAGAGGCAAUACUGGCUCAUUAUGGCCUAUUAUAACAUGGGGAACCUACAGGACUUCCUAGCUGGCCGUAUCCUCACAUGGGCCGAGCUGUGUUCACUGGCAGGCUCUAUAGCGAGAGGCCUGGCGCACCUGCACAGUGACACAACGCCCUGCGGCACACCAAAAGUGCCCAUCGCCCACCGAGAUCUGAAGAGCAGCAACAUCGUGUUGAAGAACCACAGCGAGUGUGCACUCUGUGAUUUCGGGCUGGCUCUGCGACUCGACCUCUCCCUCACCGUAGAUGAUUUCGCCAACAGUGGACAGGUGGGGACGGCACGCUACAUGGCCCCUGAAGUUCUGGAGUCCAGGGUGAAUCUAGAGGACUUGGAGUCCUUCAAACAGAUUGACAUCUACUCCAUGGCCCUUGUGCUGUGGGAAAUGGUCUCUCGGUGUGACGUCAUAGGAGAGGUAAAGAGUUACGAACCCCCAUUUGGCUCCAAGGUGUGUGAGCAACCUUGUGUAGACAGCAUGAGAGACCUGGUGUUAAGAGACAGAGGACGGCCAGAUAUUCCAGCGAGCUGGACGACACAUCCAGGCAUGCAGCUCUUGUGUGCGACUAUAACAGAGUGCUGGGAUCAAGACCCGGAGGCUCGUCUGACGGCACACUGCGUGGUGGAGCGCUUUAACACUCUGGCUCAGGAAGAGCUGGAGAACUCCAUGUGCACACACACACCCAUAACGCCACCUACAGAAGACCAAACCCCACCCCUCCCCUCCCUUCCUCCCUGCACGGACCACAGCACUGGCAUCUGUCCGCAUGUUACAGCUGACACGCAGAUCUCCGUUUCCUCCAGGCAACCGAGUCAAAUGUGACCUGUCUGGAAAAAUCAAGACUGAUUCUUGUAAUGCAUAUUGAUUCGCUAUGUGGAGCUGGUCUCCGUUUUUCUUUAAACACUAAUCUGAACCGACGGACAAAGGAGGGUUUGCGUUCUAAAAUAUCAUUAUUUUCUUGUAUAAUGUUGUAAAGGUUGAAGGCGAAACGAAAAUUUCUCAAAGCUGCUUUGUGCUAUAAAGCAACUACAAAAAGUAAAUAAAAAUAAAGCCAUUGCAGGUGGAGAGAA